Torulaspora delbrueckii is the source of this 642-nucleotide messenger RNA. RefSeq names its product Vph2p (gene VPH2). Gene Ontology annotation, biological process: vacuolar proton-transporting V-type ATPase complex assembly. The coding region runs from base 1 to 642 and encodes 213 amino acids. The record is from RefSeq and is a predicted model, not a curated record. The transcript has a single exon. Lineage: Eukaryota; Fungi; Ascomycota; Saccharomycetes; Saccharomycetales; Saccharomycetaceae. Gene Ontology annotation, cellular component: endomembrane system.
AUGUUCGAGAUAGAAUUGAAUGACAUAAUCAAGUCGAGCCUGAAAAGUGCAAAAGAAAGUGAGUCCAGGAAGGAGAGAUGUUCUGAGAUUGAGAGUAUCUUGGAUAGUGGUUGUAUCUCGAUCAAUGCGAUGAUUGAAUACUACGACGAAUACUGGAAAUCCAGGAUAUCCUUGAAACACUUGCUAUCGCCCUUGCAGUUUAAAUUUAAGACAAAGCAUGUUCCAGGAUCUCGCUAUAGUCCUGAAUUUAAAAGAGAAUUAGAGAAAUUGGAUUUGAGACAGCAGGAAAGCUCGUACCAGGAAUUGGUCAAGAAGAGCAAUUUAAAUGGUAGUGCAUAUGGAGCCGAUACAGACUCCCUCACUCCAUCACAGAUGGCCAAGGAGAUAAGAGAACAGAUAACCACCGUAUUCAACGUGCUGGUCAGUGUGGUGUCCGUGGUGUUUGCCGUGUGGUACUGGUCAGGCAGUUCAACUUGGCUGCCACUACAUUAUCGGGUGAUAUUGUGCUUGUUUUUCGGAAUUCUCAUUCUAGUUGCAGAAUUGGUUGUUUAUAAUAGCUAUUUGAGAAAGAUCAGCGAUGCAAAGGAGAAGGAACGGGCCAAAAUAGAGAAGAAAAAGGUUGUAAAGGAAAUCGUAAUAUGA